This is a messenger RNA of Botrytis byssoidea, 2619 nucleotides long. RefSeq lists its product as uncharacterized. The coding region runs from base 1 to 2619 and encodes 872 amino acids. The record is from RefSeq and is a predicted model, not a curated record. The transcript has 2 exons. Gene Ontology annotation, molecular function: carboxypeptidase activity. Lineage: Eukaryota; Fungi; Ascomycota; Leotiomycetes; Helotiales; Sclerotiniaceae.
AUGCCGGACGAAAAGCACAUCUACGAAUCUCUCCCCAUACCCACCUACUCCGAAGCCAUCGGCGAAUCCUCUCAGAGCUCAACACCCAUAAUCUCCCGUUCCGAUUCCUCGAAUGAAACUGCACAUCCCGCCGAAAGAGAAGGUCUGCUGGGCCCUGAUGUCGGAGCCAGAAUUCCAGUUCCCACUCGCAGAGCUGGUUAUCGCCCUCCUCCCACUGAAGAUGGCAUUUCGAAUCGAGGCAGUACGGAACAGGAUACGUUUCUAAAUCAACAUGGAGAACGCCAAAGUGAGGAUGACGAUGAAGUGCGUAGAGAGAUGGAAGAGAUGGAAAUACAGGAUCCGCAAACCGAACAAUCGACGUGGGGGAAACGAAUGUCGAGUCUUUCCGCAUCUUUAUCAUCGCGAAUACCUUGGAUACGGAGGAUUGGCUGGCCAAAAAUCGAUGCCAAUUUUUGUAUAGUGAUUGGGAGGAUUUUCGCAAUACUGCUCGUUAUGGCAGUGGUAUAUUUGUUGUUUAUGAGUGAUCUGUUUUCGAAUGCGGCGAAUAGGAUUGGAGGCCAGAUGUUCCCUGCGGAGAGCGUAAGGAUAUUUGUGCAGGAAAGUGUUUCGGAAGAGAGAAUUAUGAGGUGGAUGAAUAGAAUUACGGAGACGGAUCAUUUGGCGGGUACGGAGGGAGAUUAUAUUUUGGCAGAAAUCGUUCAAGAACUUAUGGUGAAGAAUGGAUUGGAGGACGUAAAGAUGGAUGAAUAUGGAGUUUAUCUAAACUAUCCAAAGGAGGGAGGGAGGAAAAUCGAAUUACUUGGCGAAGAUGGGAAUCCGAUUUGGCAGGCAAAGAUCGAUGAACCGCAACUUUACACAAAUCCACCGAGACAACAAACACCGGUUUUCCAUGGACAUUCGAAAGCAGGAGAUGUUACAGGUCCAUUGUUAUACUGUAAUUAUGGUUCACAAGCCGAUUACAAAACCUUUUACGACGGUGGAAUUGAUACUAGAGGGGCAAUUGCUUUGGUCAGAUAUUAUGGUACACAAGGAGACAGAGCUUUGAAGGUCAAGGCUGCGGAACCUUGGGGUUUCAAAGCUGUGAUAAUGUACAGUGAUCCUGCAGAUGAUGGAUUUACAUUAGGUGAUACCGCCCCCAAUGGUCGAUAUAUGCCCAAAGAUGGAGUUCAACGAGGCGCAGUCAGUUUAAUGAGCUGGGUAGUUGGGGAUGUCCUCACACCUGGAUGGGCAAGCGUAAAAGGAGCGAAACGUGUACCGAAAGAGAACAAUCCAGGCUUGACUAGUAUUCCUAGUAUUCCAAUCUCGUGGGGAGAUGCACAAAGGCUUUUACAAUCCAUUCAGGGAUUUGGAGAAGAAUGUCCUCCAGAAUGGCAAGGUGCAGUUCCUGAUGUCAAAUAUUGGUCUGGAAAUCUUUCAACCCCCAAAGUUCAUCUUGUUAAUGAACAGGAUGAAGUUGAGCAACAACCAAUUUGGAAUGUUUUGGGAAAAAUUACCGGUGUUGAACAACAAGAGAAAUCUAUCAUUGUUGGUAAUCAUCGUGAUGCUUGGGUUUUUGGUGCAACGGAUCCCGGUUCGGGUACAGCCGUUUUCCUCGAAGUUAUGCAUAUAUUUGGUGAUCUUGUUUCACGAGGUUGGCGUCCACAACGUACUAUCGAAUUUGCUUCUUGGGAUGGUGAGGAAUACAACCUCAUCGGAUCUACGGAACAUGUCGAAAAGAACAUAGAGAAAUUACGUAAAGAUGCUUUUGUUUACUUAAACGUUGAUGUAGCAGUUGGUGGCGACACAUUCCGGGCCGCUGGAAGUCCAGUUUUCAAGAAAGCACUUCUUAGAGUUCUAGAUCGCACAACUGAUCCUGUUAAAAAUGCAACACUAAGACAACUUUGGGAUGAAAGGAAAGCGCAACUAGAUGGUCUAGGUGCCGGAAGUGAUUAUGUCGCGUUUCAAGAUAUGGCAGGAACUUCUUCUUUGGAUUUCGGAUUCGAGGGACCAGUUUAUCCUUAUCAUUCUGCGUAUGAUAAUUUUGAAUGGAUGGCCAGUCAAGGAGAUCCUGGUUUUCAGUACCAUAAACUUCUAGCUCAAGUAUGGGCUCUUCUCAUUCUUGAGUUCUGCGAUAGAGCGGUUUUGCCGUUUGAUAUUAGAGCAUAUUCUGCAUCGGUUACUAAAUGGGUAAUGGAAUUAGAAAAUUGGGCAGAAUCAAAAGGACCAAAUCAAGCUGGUAAUGUACCAUGGUCAACAGAACCAUUGAGAGAAGCAGCAUUACAAUUUGCGCAAGAUUCGAGAAGGUUUGAGAAGUUUGAAUUAGAAUGGGAUGGAUUGGUAUUGGGAAGUGGAGGAUUUGAAAGUCCGGGAUUGGCAAGUCAUAGAAAGAGUCAUAAUACUCGAAUGGCGAAUUUCGAAACGCAUCUUUUGGAUUUGGAGGAGGGUGGUGGGAUACCUAACAGAACCCAAUUCAAACAUGUAAUCUUUGGCCCACAACUCUGGUCUGGAUAUGAUGAGGCAUUUUUCCCUGCUAUCCGUGACGCAGUCGAAGUAGGUGAUUGGGGACUAGCAAAGAAACUGGUGGAAAAGACAGCGAAUAUUAUUAAAAAGGCUAGUAGGAAAAUGGCGGAUGGAAAAUAA